Molecule: messenger RNA, 2113 nt
Organism: Telopea speciosissima
Lineage: Eukaryota; Viridiplantae; Streptophyta; Magnoliopsida; Proteales; Proteaceae
Product: probable methyltransferase PMT15
Exons: 6
Coding region: 26-1957 (643 amino acids)
Cellular component (GO): cytoplasm; trans-Golgi network; endosome
Molecular function (GO): methyltransferase activity
Source: RefSeq, a predicted model, not a curated record
CCGUCUCUGCUUCUUGAGAGCAGCCAUGGCGGGUUCUGUCAAUCCUUACUUCUCUGCUAAUUCAAAACCUUUCUUCUACCCAUACUGGAAGAAAUCCAGCCUUUUCGGUUUGGUUUUAAUAACCGUACUCUGUUCUCUGUCGUACCUUAUGGGUGUUUGGCAGAACAGUCGUGGCGGAAUCCUCACCUCUCGCCUUGUUAAUUCCGUGCCCUGUACUGACAUUGAGAGCAGAACCAAACCCAGAACCAAGUUGCCGUCAACUUCCCCUGCUUUGGAUUUCUCUACCCACCAUGCGGCCGAUGACUCUCCGAUGACGAUGGUCACGAAGCAGUACCCUCUCUGCGAUAUCAGGUACAGCGAGUACACACCAUGUGAGGAUCCCAAGAGAUCUUUGAAGUUUAAAAGGAAUAGGCUGAUCUAUAGAGAGAGACACUGCCCUCAGAGAGGAGAAUUGCUCAAAUGUCGUGUGCCUGCGCCGUUUGGGUACAAGAACCCUCUCCCAUGGCCGACGAGUCGUGAUUAUGCGUGGUAUGCAAACGCGCCUCACAAGGAAUUGACAGUGGAGAAGGCUGUCCAGAACUGGAUUCGAUACGAAGGAGAACGGUUCAAGUUUCCCGGUGGUGGUACCAUGUUCCCCAACGGUGCUGAUGCCUAUAUCGAUGAUAUCGGCAAGCUUAUCAAUCUCAAAGAUGGUUCCAUCAGAACCGCCAUUGACACUGGUUGUGGGGUUGCGAGCUGGGGAGCUUACCUUCUGUCACGCAACAUCUUAGCAAUGUCGUUCGCACCAAGGGACACCCAUGUAGCUCAGGUGCAAUUCGCACUCGAGCGAGGAGUUCCAGCGUUGAUCGGAGUAUUGGCUUCAAUUAGGCUUCCUUACCCAUCAAGGGCUUUCGACAUGGCUCACUGCUCUCGUUGCCUCAUUCCCUGGGGCCAAUUUGAUGGGCUCUACCUGAUUGAAGUCGAUCGAGUUCUCCGCCCUGGUGGGUAUUGGAUUCUUUCAGGUCCUCCUAUCAGAUGGAAAAAGUACUGGAAAGGGUGGGAAAGAACACAGGAAGACCUUGAGUCUGAGCAGUCACAGAUUGAGGCUGUAGCCAAGAGUCUUUGUUGGAAGAAAUUUAUAGAGAAGGGCGACAUUGCUAUCUGGCAGAAACCCACUAACCACAUUCACUGUAAAAAGAGUCGCAAGAUCAUCGGAAAGCCCCAGUUCUGUCCGGCUUCACAAGAUCCCGACAAGGCUUGGUAUACCAAUUUGGAGACUUGCAUAACCCCAUUACCAGAAGUAUCCGACAUUACAGAAGUCGCCGGUGGUCAACUGGCCAAGUGGCCGAAGAGAUUGAAUGCUAUUCCUCCCAGGAUUAGCAGUGGAAGUGUGAACGGAAUCACAGAGGAGAUGUUCAGAAAGGAUGCAGAGCUAUGGUCCAAGAGAGUUGGAUAUUACAAGUCUGUAAACAAUCAGCUUGGGCAGAAAGGAAGAUACCGGAAUUUGCUGGAUAUGAAUGCCUACUUGGGAGGUUUUGCAGCUCAACUUGUGGACCAACCAGUUUGGGUCAUGAACAUUGUUCCUGCAGAGGCGAAGAUCAACACACUCGGAGUCAUCUACGAACGUGGGUUGAUCGGAACUUAUCAGAAUUGGUGUGAAGCCAUGUCUACUUAUCCAAGGACUUACGAUCUAAUUCACGCUGAUUCUGUCUUUACCCUCUACGAGAACAGAUGUGAAAUGGAAGAUAUUCUGUUGGAGAUGGACAGGAUUCUUAGACCUGAAGGCUCUGUAAUCUUUAGAGACGAUGUAGAUGUUUUAGUAAAGGUGAAGAGUAUCAUAGAUGGAAUGAAUUGGGAUGGUCAAAUAAUUGACCAUGAAGAUGGCCCCCAUGUAAGGGAGAAACUUAUUUUUGCUGUGAAGUUAUAUUCGACAGCUCCACAGUCUAGCCCUGAUCAGGAGUCCAAGACUGCUUCUUAGGGUUUGGUUUUUUUUUUUUUGGGUGGGUUCUCUAAUUUGUAUUGUUCCAUAGUUCCAUUAUCAAUCUUUUUUUGGUACAAUUCUUUUAAAUGUGAUUUUGUCUAAACCAUGUUUUAUUGAUUGAUAGGGCUUAAUGCAAAUUUGUACAUGGAUUAG